AUGACAACUCUGAGAUUUGUUAGAUCUGUCUGGGAGUCCUUUCGGGCUACUUCGGGCCUAGAGCCUCGACUGUUGGACGGUCUUCGAGUGACUGCUGCUAGACCCGGAACUGUCAACUUUGAAUUAGACAUUCAAAAGGAGCACACCAACCGCCUGAACAUUCUCCACGGAGGCACCAUUGCCAGUAUGGUGGACCUCGGUGGCUCUUUAGCUGUAGCGUCUCGAGGCCUGUUUGCAACAGGUGUUUCCACAGACCUCAACGUAACAUACUUGAACUCCGGAGGUAAAAUCGGCGACAAGAUCAUGGCGGAGGUGCAAUGCGAUAAGUUCGGAAAGACUCUUGCCUUUACCAACAUCAAGUUCACCAAUGCUAAAGGCGAUGUUGUCGCCAGAGGAAGUCACACCAAGUAUGUGACUUUGGCUUGGAGAGAUCCGCAGAAUAUAGUGGAUGAAAUCAACAAGCUUGAGGGCAAAUAG
Penicillium taxi is the source of this 477-nucleotide messenger RNA. RefSeq names its product PaaI family thioesterase. The transcript is spliced from 10 exons. The record is from RefSeq and is a predicted model, not a curated record. NCBI's taxonomy places the organism in Eukaryota, Fungi, Ascomycota, Eurotiomycetes, Eurotiales, Aspergillaceae. Gene Ontology annotation, molecular function: fatty acyl-CoA hydrolase activity. Bases 1 to 477 code for a protein of 158 amino acids.